This is a messenger RNA of Oreochromis aureus, 1278 nucleotides long. It is a transcript of the gene sbds, whose product is annotated as SBDS ribosome maturation factor. The transcript has 5 exons. Gene Ontology annotation, biological process: ribosome biogenesis; cytosolic ribosome assembly. The record is from RefSeq and is a predicted model, not a curated record. NCBI's taxonomy places the organism in Eukaryota, Metazoa, Chordata, Actinopteri, Cichliformes, Cichlidae. The coding region runs from base 103 to 852 and encodes 249 amino acids.
ACAGCCAUUUAGGGUACACUCGGAGAAUACGGGUGGUGUUGUGACAGCGUACGUUUCUUAUCAGCGGUGCUUGCUUCGCAAUUGUUUGUGGUAAUCGUAAAUAUGUCGAUAUUUACGCCAACGAAUCAAAUCCGGCUGACCAAUGUAGCGGUGGUGAGGAUGAAGAAAGGCGGGAAGCGAUUUGAAAUCGCCUGUUACAAGAACAAAGUUAUGAGCUGGAGAUCAGGAGCAGAAAAGGACCUGGACGAGGUUUUGCAGACGCACUCUGUUUUCGUCAAUGUUUCCAAAGGCCAGGUGGCGAAGAAGGAUGACUUGACCAAAGCUUUUGGGACUGAUGACCUUACAGAAAUCUGUAAACAGAUCUUGGCCAAAGGUGAGCUCCAGGUGUCAGACAAAGAGAGGCAGAGUCAGCUGGAGACCAUGUUCCGGGAUAUAGCUACUAUUGUGGCAGAGAAGUGCGUCAACCCCGAAACCAAGAGGCCAUACACAGUCAGUCUGAUUGAGCGGGCCAUGAAGGACAUCCACUACUCUGUCAAGCCCAACAAGAGCACAAAGCAGCAGGCCCUGGAGGUGAUUCGGCAGCUGAAGGAGAGCAUGGAGAUCCAGAGAGCCCACAUGAGGCUGCGGUUGGUGCUGCCAGCCAAAGAGGCCAAGAGGCUGAAGGAGAAGCUGAAACCGCUCCUGCAGGUCGUGGAGAGUGAGGAUUUUGAUGAGGAGCUGGAAAUGGUAUGUCUGGUGGAUCCCGGCUGCUUCAGGGAGAUCGAUGAGCUGAUCCGCUGUGAGACUAGAGGCCGAGGCUCUCUGGAGGUUCUCAGUCUCAAGGAUGUGGAGGAGGGAGAUGAGAAACUAUAGUAACCCUGCCUGUCAGGACUCUGCACCUUAUCCACACUAACACGCUUCAUUAGUGCACACAGACUGCAAACUCAUGAAAAAAUCAAUGUUUAUGGUCUGAUAUAUCACAAUUUCAGCCACUUUCACCCUGUAAGGAUUAAUUUGACUGAAAGAAGUUAUGAUUUGCUGAGUGGAAUAUAUUUUGAAAGCAGGUAUCAGAAUUUAUGCCUGAACUUUAAAGUCGGUGGUUAUUUCUCAUGUUUUCUCUUUUAUUUAUUCACUUUUUUUAAGACGAUUACUAAUUUAGCAGAACAUCUACACAAAGUCGUGUGCCAUGUAGUCGUGCUCAGUAACCCAUCCUAUUAUCUGUGGAUAAUUUCUUUAACCUGGUAAAUUCUAUUUUAUUAUAAUAAGUUUGGUCUGCAAUAAACACUAUACAAAAUAUUA